Salvelinus sp. IW2-2015 is the source of this 1601-nucleotide messenger RNA. The record is from RefSeq and is a predicted model, not a curated record. Lineage: Eukaryota; Metazoa; Chordata; Actinopteri; Salmoniformes; Salmonidae.
ACAAGUCAAGCCCAGGGGUGUUUGCAGGCAGCAUCGGCUACAUAACCACGUCAGGAGAGUAGUGCACUCAACAAAUCUACUAUCGCAAACGUGUUUAGCUGUGGAAUAUGUCUACCUCACGGACAGUCAUAUGUUUGCUGAGAAAUGACUUGCGUCUUCACGACAAUGAGGUGUUUCACUGGGCCCAGAGGAAUGCUGAACACAUCGUUCCCCUGUACUGUUUCGACCCUGGUCAUUACCUGGGGACAGCCAACUACAACCUGCCCCGUACCGGCCCCUUCCGCCUGCGCUUCCUACUGGACAGCAUCCAGGACCUCAGGACCAGUUUGAUACAGAGAGGCAGCACCCUGGUGGUGAGACGGGGCAGGCCAGAGGAGGUGGUCGGUGACCUCAUUAAGCAGCUAGGUUCUGUUAGCGCUGUGGCCUUCCAUGAAGAGGUGGUGCCAGAGGACCAGCAGGUGGAGAGAGGAGUGAGGGAUAUUUGUUCUCAGAUGAAGGUUAAAGUUCACACCUGCUGGGGGUCGACACUGUACCACCGAGACGACCUCCCUUUCAACCACCUAUCCAGGCUGCCUGACGUAUACACCCAGUUCAGGAAGGCAGUGGAGACCCAGGGCAGGGUGAGGCCUGUCUUGCCCACCGUAGACCAGCUGAAGCCGCUCCCCCUGUCAGGUCUGGAUGAAGGCCCCAUCCCCCCAGAAGACCUGGAGCAGACAGACACUGUUAGGGACCCUCGCUCGGCUCCCUGCAGCGGGGGAGAGACUCAGGCCCUGGCCAGACUACAGCACUACUUCUGGGACACGGAUGCUGUGGCUACCUACAAGGAGACUCGUAACGGCCUGAUAGGACUGGACUAUUCCACCAAAUUUUCCCCAUGGUUGGCUAUAGGCUGUAUCUCCCCCAGGUAUAUCUACCAACAGAUCAAGAAGUAUGAGAGUGAACGAACAGCCAAUCAGAGCACAUACUGGGUGGUAUUUGAGCUGCUCUGGAGAGACUAUUUCAAGUUUGUAGGAGCCAAAUACGGAGCCAGACUGUUUGACAUCAAAGGCCUUCAGGACAAAUCCAUCCCUUGGAAGAAGGACAUGAAUCUGUUCAAUGCAUGGAAAGAGGGUCGUACCGGGGUGCCAUUCGUUGAUGCCAACAUGCGAGAGCUGGCACUGACAGGGUUCAUGUCUAACAGGGGUCGCCAAAACGUAGCCAGCUUCCUCACCAAGGACCUGGGACUAGACUGGAGGAUGGGGGCUGAGUGGUUCCACUACCUAUUGGUGGACAAUGACGUGACACGCAGUAACUAUGGUAACUGGCUAUAGGCGGGGAUAGGAAAUGACCCGAGGGAGAACAGGAAGUUCAACAUGAUCAAACAAGGACUCGACUAACGACAACAACGUAUGUUUCAGUCUGACCAAUAAACACUGUAGAACUACCACAGCUUUACCUGAAGGUGAAGACAAUAAACACUGUAGAACUACCACAAGCUUUACCUGAAGGUGAAAGACAAUAACACUGUAGAAACUACCACAGCUUUACCUGAAGGUGAAAGACAAUAAACACUGUAGAACUACCACAGCUUACCUGAAGGUGAAAUGACCUGCAACGUUGGC